CUUCCUCUCCGCUCUCUGGCAGUACAGGAGUCAGCCAAGCUUAGCUAGUCGAUCGAUCUUCCGAGUAGGAGGUGGCCGGCAGCCAUGGCGGCGAUGCUCAAGGUCUACGCCGACCGCCUCUCGCAGCCCUCCCGUGCCCUAAUCAUCUUCUGCAGGGUGAACAAGCUCGAUUUCGAGGAGGUGACCGUCAAUCUGGGCAAGGGCCAGCACCGCACCCCAGAGUUCAAGAAAAUCAACCCAAUGGGCCAAGUCCCGGCGAUUGUUGAUGGAAGAUUCAGACUCUUCGAAAGCCAUGCUAUCUUGAGGUAUCUUGCGACGGUCUUCCCUGGAGUUCCAGAUCACUGGUAUCCUGUGGACUUGUUUACUAGAGCAAAAAUCGAGUCCAUCUUGGAUUGGCAUCACUCAAAUUUACGCCGUGGUGCAGCAACCUUUGUACUGCACACUGUAUUGGGUCCUUCUCUUGGUAUGACACCAAAUCCCAAGGCUGCAAAAGAGGGUGAAAACCUGCUGGUGAGGUCACUGAAAACAAUUGAAUCUGUAUGGCUCAAAGGUGACACAAAAUUCUUAAGUGGCAACCCCCAGCCAUCAAUCGCGGACCUCAGCCUAGUGUGCGAGAUAAUGCAGCUGGAGCUGGUGGGUGACGAGAGGCGUGACAGUAUCCUGGGACCUCGUGAGAAGAUUGGUGCUUGGAUGGAGAACGUGAAGAAGGCCACGAGCCCCCAUUUUGAGGAAGCACACGAGCUCAUCUUCAAAAUGAAGGCACGCUUGUCCGCCGAUCGCAUCAAGACAGUGUCCAAGCUCUGAACAGUUUCAUACCUUGUUGUCUGCAAACUAAGAAUAAAACAUGAAGUAAAGCUUUUCCUGUGGUGUUUCAGCACUGACGGAUGCAUACAUUGAUUUGACCAUGCUACAAAGCAAAAAGGGUGGUCCUUAACCCUUAAGUAUUCCACUGAAUCUAGCUGCUAUGCCGAGCUCCACCGUGCUUCUUUACACCACCACCAGAAAAGUAAAUAUGAAUCACUCUUUUCCACAGAUGUAAUUGUUAAGUUGAUGUAGUACUUGGAAACAUCAGUCAGAGGUAUGUAAUUCCUUCUUUGACAGAAGAACAAACAUUUAAAUUUUGCUUCUAUUA
Molecule: messenger RNA, 1132 nt
Organism: Lolium rigidum
Lineage: Eukaryota; Viridiplantae; Streptophyta; Magnoliopsida; Poales; Poaceae
Product: glutathione S-transferase T1-like
Exons: 8
Coding region: 85-804 (239 amino acids)
Source: RefSeq, a predicted model, not a curated record